Saimiri boliviensis boliviensis (Bolivian squirrel monkey) is the source of this 1500-nucleotide messenger RNA. RefSeq names its product serum response factor binding protein 1 (gene SRFBP1). The record is from RefSeq and is a predicted model, not a curated record. Gene Ontology annotation, cellular component: nucleus; 90S preribosome. Lineage: Eukaryota; Metazoa; Chordata; Mammalia; Primates; Cebidae. Gene Ontology annotation, biological process: maturation of SSU-rRNA.
GUCUUUUUCCCGGGCGGCAGCUAGAGCCGAUGGCGGAUAAGUUUUGGACCUGAGAGGCCCCCGUUGUGGGGCGUGGCAACGCAGCCGAGAUCCUACAGGCCCAGUUCACGUGCAGGCGGCGGCGGAUCAUAGUCCUCCAUCUACCAUGGCUCUGCCGGGAACUCUGAACCUCAAUAACGAGGUUGUGAAGAUGAGAAAAGAAGUGAAGAGAAUUCGAGUUUUGGUUAUCCGAAAACUUGUCAGGAGUGUUGGCAGACUGAAGUCAAAAAAGGGUACUGAAGAUGCACUGUUAAAAAACCAAAGACGGGCACAACGAUUGCUUGAAGAAAUCCAUGCCAUGAAGGAAUUGAAACCUGAUAUAGUAACUAAAUCUGCUCUUGGUGAUGAUAUCAACUUUGAAGAAAUCUGCAAAAAGCCAGAUUCUACUGCAACUGAAAGAGCAAUUGCCAGACUAGCAGUACAUCCUCUUCUGAAGAAAAAGAUAGAUGUCCUAAAAGCUGCUGUUCAAGCCUUUAAGGAUGCAAGACAAAAUGUUGCUGAAGUUGAGUCAUCAAAGAAUGCUUCAGAGGACAAUCAUUCUAAGAAUACUUUGUAUUCAAAUGAUAAUGGAAAUAAUUCACAGCAUGAAGGAACUGUUAGUGAGCAAAAAGUGAAAGAAAACAAAAUACUGGCAAAGAAACCAACACAUAAUUCAAAAGAAAAAAUAACCAAGGUAGAACAUGGAGGUAAAGCUGUGACUAUUCUAAAUUCUCCAUCAAAGCCUUCAGAAAAGGAUUCUGUAGUUUCCCGAGAGUCCCAGAAGACACCUGCUGACCCAAAACUGAAAAAACUAAGUCAAACCAAAAAAACCAAAGAAUCUGAUAGCUCACUCUAUGGUAACAGUGAUGGCGUAGAAGAAUCAUGUGAAGAGGAGAAGGAGUAUUUUGAUGAUAGCACAGAAGAAAGAUUUUACAAACAGUCUUCCAUGUCUGAAGAUAGUGAUAGUGGUGACGACUUUUUCAUUGGGAAAGUCAGACGGACACGAAAGAAGGAAAGUAGUUGUCAUUCGUCAGUUAAGGAACAAAAAUCACUCGAAAAAGUAUUACUUAAAGAAGAUACAGGUGAAACUCAUGGGGAUACAAGAAAUGACACAACCAAGCCAGAUACGGAAACCAGAAAGUUAGAAUCAGUGUUUUUCCACUCUUUAUCUGGAUCUAAAAGCUCUAGAAUAAACUACAAAGAACAGGCUCCAAAAACCAGAUCCAUAGAUUUUCCACAGACUGAACCUCAGAUCAAGAAUCAUUUUAAUAAGAAACUACAAAGAAAACUUGAAAAUACGAAACAGCAAUUGCCACUGCCUCUUCAUCCUUCAUGGGAAGCAAGCAGAAGGCGAAAAGAACAGCAGUCUAACAUUGCUGUGUUUCAGGGGAAGAAAAUUACAUUUGAUGAUGAUUAGUGCCUCUUUGAAGUUUUCCAUCUAAAAAGAAAAAAAAAAAAAAUUUAAGAUAGGGUUUCACUCUG